Molecule: messenger RNA, 1376 nt
Organism: Leguminivora glycinivorella
Lineage: Eukaryota; Metazoa; Arthropoda; Insecta; Lepidoptera; Tortricidae
Gene: Or-14
Product: odorant receptor 13a-like
Exons: 10
Coding region: 89-1318 (409 amino acids)
Biological process (GO): detection of chemical stimulus involved in sensory perception of smell; sensory perception of smell
Cellular component (GO): plasma membrane
Molecular function (GO): odorant binding; olfactory receptor activity
Source: RefSeq, a predicted model, not a curated record
UUCUACGAAGUAGCAAAUUAGUUGUAACAUUUCUAGCAAGUAACUUUAUAGGACAUUUUUACAAAAGAAUUAAAUGCAAUAAGACGCAAUGAAAUCGUUUCGAAGGAAAGAAUCUAGCACACUUCCUUUGGUUCCUGUAACGGACGAUUUGGAGUUCAAGCCGUUUCGUGAGACGUACAAAAUAAUAACUUUCACUAUGAUCGUCGGCAUGCUGUACCCUACUCCUAAUACUGAAGUGUGCAGAGUUAUUGGCAUUCUCACGAUACUGGUAACGAUGUCGCCAGUAUGCGUCGCAGCAUUACUGGAUAUGUGGAACAGUUGGUUCCGUGGGGAUAUCAUCAAUAUCAUCCGGCAUACUACAGUUAUAGGACCCUUUCUUGGAGCGAUCUUUAAGAUGAUGUUAUUUUUCUACAGCAGAAAAGAAGCUUGGGCAAUUAUUAAAAAGAUGGACGCCGACCACUUUCGGUACAACUCGUUGCCAGAGCAACACAAAGAAAUAGCCCGUCGGCACAUUACAAACACUCAGUACUAUAGUGAAAAAUGCUGGUCAAUAACCGUAGCCACAUGCGUCCUGACGUUCCCUCUGACCGCCGUUAUCCUAACCUUCUACAACUACGCUUGCAAAGAUGAACCAAUCAAAUAUAUGAUACACGACAUAGACAAGCCAUUCUCCCCAAAGGAGGAACGAUUUUCCUCCCCCUACUUUGAAAUCAUGUUUUUCUACAUGGCGUAUUGUUCUGUGUUCUAUAUUAUAAGUUUUACCGGCUUUGAUGCGUUUUUCGGUAUAACUAUUAAUCACGCUUGUAUGAAGAUGGAGUUGGCUUGUAAGACUAUGGAAGACGCUAUGUUGGAGAGGGAUAGGGAUAGUCGGCACAGGAGGAUGUUGGAUGUUAUUAUGGAGCAGAAUGAUUUGUUCAGAAUGGUGGAGCUCAUACAAGAAACGUUCGCCAUUUGGCUAGGUAUAAUAGUGAUAGCAACAAUGCUGCAGAUUUGCAACUGCAUGUACCAAAUCAUUGAGGGCUACGGGAUUGAUCCUAGAUACCUAGUGUUCAUCGUAGGCACGAUUGCCCACAUCUAUCUACCGUGCCGGUACGCCGCUAAAUUGCAAGUUAGCGCGCUAGAGGUCGCCACUCAUCUAUACUGUUGCGGCUGGGAGCGAGUUAACGACGAGCGCGCGCGCAAAAUGAUCUCCUUCAUGAUAGCCCGAGCUCAGAUACCGAUGAAGAUCAACGCCUUCAAUAUGUUCGAUUUCGAUAUGGAACUCUUCGUUUCUAUAUUACAAACAUCUUAUUCGAUGUUUACACUACUUAGAUCUUAAGGACACUCAAAAAAUUGUAUGUUUUAAGUACCUAUCAUUAUAUAUGUACUAACACUUU